AUGCGACAGAUCAAAUUCCCAUCACGUUUGGCGAGGGAUAAAGAUCGGCCACCUGAUUUCCGGAAGGAGUCAGCAGGUGCUCACCUUCUCAGAAAGUUCCGAAGUCGUACCAAAAUUAUCGAUUCCGAAAGGACGCGCUAUAGAGGUGAAAAACUCUCCGAAUUUACUCCCCUGAUUUCCAACCGUCGUAUCGGACCGUUGAGCUUGGAUGUUGCUCAGCGUAAUAAGCCCGUUGAGGAGCCUCCCGAGUUGGACACAUUUUUCAUACCGGGAAUACAGGAGACUCUCUAUACUAACGAACAAGUGGCUGAGGCUUUCAGAAGUAUCGAUGCGGAUCGGAAAGGCUACCUUGAUGAAUCUGAUUUACGACAUAUCUUGGCUCUAUCAGGCGAGACGGUCACUGGUGAGGAGAUACAGGAGAUGAUCCGAAUGCUCGAUCAUCACGGCACUGGUCGUGUUAGUUACCGGGAGUUUGCAGAGCUGUUUUUGAAGCCGCCGUUGGUGUUCCGUAAUGUGGAGUUGGAGGAGAGGACUAGGCAAAGCAUGCCCUUGGGAGAUUAUAAUGCGAAAUACGGCUACAACGAUGCAUUUGAGAUGGAGAUAGCAGAGGCGGUAGAAGCAGAGCGGAGGAGGGUUAAGGAGGCUCGAUUCGUGGGGGGACUUACUAGAGAUUCCCGGCGUGAAAUUCUAGCGGCUUUCACAGAGGGAAGCGAGGCGGAAAUUAGUGUGAAACCGUCGCGGAUUAAGGAGAUUUUCCAUAAGUUCCAGGAGAUCGAUAAAGAUGGGUCGGGGAGAAUCGACUAUGCUGAGUUUAGGGAGGCCCUGGGGAAGGAGGAUACGCCGAUGUUACGACGGCUCUUUGGUAUAUUUGAUUUGGAUGGGUCGAGGGAGAUAGAUGUAAAGGAGUUCAUUGUGGGGUUAUCAACGCAUACUGAUGCUACUCCGAAGGACAGGCUGAGGUUCGCCUUCAUGAUGUUCGAUGAAGAUGGCAGUGGCUAUAUUGACAAGGCUGAGCUUAUCAAGAUUCUAAGAGUUAAUUCGCCAGGUGACAUUUCUGAAGCAUGGUUGGAGCGGCGAGCUGAGGUCCUCUAUGGUGAAAUCAAUCUUCCUUCUGGUGCUAAAAUAUCUCUGGAAAAGUUCACAGAAUUGGCAGAGUUAAAUCCCCAGUUAUUGAUACCAGCAUUCCGGGAACUUAGGGAGGUUGAUGUGGGAUUUAAUUUAUCGGGAGACUCCAAGUCGAAGCGGAGAGGGAAGCAUAAAUCCCUAUUUAUUUUUGACUGGGAUGAUACAUUAUUCCCCACUACAGCCUUCCUGGGCGCCAUGACUGGCCAUGCUGGUGUCGAACGUGAGGCCGAAUUACUGUCCUGCUUGGAAGCCGCUGAAAAGGUCCUACGGGAUGCAGUGUCGAUGAGCAAUGGCAACAAGGUCCAUAUAGUAACGGCCGCGAACCCAGCAUGGGUGUAUAAAUGUGCUAGGAGAUCCGCCUCUGGCAUUCUACCACUCAUUGAUGGUAGCAACCCUAAGGUCGAGGUAAAGAGCACUACUGGUUUGGCGAGUAAGGCUCGGUCCAUGGCUCGGGCGUUGAGCUCUCGUAAUGGUGGUGGCCAUACCAAUGCUGAGUACGUUAGCUUGGUAUUGAUCGGCAACAGUAGAUGCGACCUCAAUCCGGCGAGGCUGCUGUCGAGGCUUAUACCCCAGAGCUACGUGAAGUGUGUGAAGAUGAAAUCAAUUCCCUCAGUGGAAGACUUAUCCAAGCAGUUGUCGAAGCUCAGUGCUGUGCUCCCUCGUAUUGUCGCUGAGGAGGCUCAUAAGACCUACGUCAUGUGCCCAGAGGAAGCAACGGCUCUCAGAAGAGACGCUGUGAAGAGGCUCGUACCUAGUCGUUACGCUGGAAGCGAUGAUAGCGUCAGGCAACGACUUCGUAGUGAUGCGAGUACGUCUGCUGGGAGUGAAGUGAAUUAG
This is a messenger RNA of Perkinsus marinus ATCC 50983, 1962 nucleotides long. RefSeq lists its product as hypothetical. The coding region runs from base 1 to 1962 and encodes 653 amino acids. Lineage: Eukaryota; Perkinsozoa; Perkinsida; Perkinsidae. Gene Ontology annotation, molecular function: calcium ion binding; calcium-dependent protein serine/threonine phosphatase regulator activity. The record is from RefSeq and is a predicted model, not a curated record. The transcript is spliced from 17 exons.